Messenger RNA from [Candida] anglica, 669 nucleotides. Lineage: Eukaryota; Fungi; Ascomycota; Pichiomycetes; Serinales; Debaryomycetaceae. The record is from the annotation of a GenBank genome assembly.
AUAUAUUAUCAGUAUAAUAGAGAUAUUAUAAUGGGUUCAGCUGUACUCCUUGUUGAUGCAUCGCCAGAUACGAUCAUGCAAUUCCAUGAUCAACUUGCCAAUGAACUCCCGACUCUUCGUGGUAAGUGGAACUUCAAUUUCAAGGUGUUUCGUAAUAAUCCGUUCUCGUUAACAAAUGGGGUAGCAGAAUCCAAAUUUCUCCAUACUCUUUCACUUUCAUAUCUUCCUGAGGUAUGUCUUACAUUGGUCAAUAAGAAAUCUGCCGGAGUUUUCAGUAAUAAUGCUGCCCAGGACGCUGGCGCCAUGGGAUUCCCAGAUGAACAUCUCCAUCGUGGUGCAACUUCAGGCUUUAAUGAUCCAUUUGACUCAAUGGUAGCUCUGAAGUUACAAAGUCUUUGGCUACAGAAACAAGUGAUCAAAGGUGACGGAGGACAAAUCUAUGAGCUUGAGAACGGGAACGUGACCAUUCGGACAUCCAACGUAUUCCUUCAUGGGAUUUUCAAGGGAUUACUCAUCCAAGUAAAUACCAAUUCUUCCGACAAUGUGGACGAAGUGAUGAAAAAGUAUGGCAUACCGAAGGGUCAUGUUUGUAAGGAUACUGUUUGCACAGAUACUCAAGAUGAAUAUGGUGACUUAUGUCUUCAAUAUGUGGAAAUCCUCAACUUUUAA